AUGGACGAUAAAUCAGAAAUUAACUAUGAUGAAGCUGCACAUCCAAGUUAUAGUAUGCAUAUGAGCGAAAGCCAUAGUGCUUAUGAAGAAGUAAAUAAGACAUCAAGUGAUAGUGAAUUUGUAGAUGAUGACUAUUCAAAAGUAAUGAGUGGAAAUAAUUUAGAGAGUGAUAAUGUGAAAUAUAAUCCUGAUUUAUAUAAUUUAGGUAAAGCAAGACAAUAUUUAUCUCCUAAAGUACAAGAAUAUGGAAUACCAGGACAAGUAAGUCCUUAUCAUUUCCCCUAUAACGAAGAAGAUUAUUUAUCAAAUGUGGAUACAGAAUAUGAUGAGAACGGUUUCCCUAUAAGAACUAAUAUUGAUGAUAAUAAUGAAGAUAAUAAAAAAUUAUGGUCAUGGACUAAUGAUGGGAAAUUAAAAUUAUUAUGUUCACAACCUAUAAUACCUGUAUCGGUUGUACAAGGAAUAUUAAGAAGAGAUAAGAUAAUAUUAAUUCCACAAGUGGAAGUAACAGAUGUAGUUAUCCCUAAAGUAUAUAAUCAAAAUAUAAAACAUGAUGUUCCAACAUUAAAUAUAGAAAUCAUGAAAUCUAAUGUAAAUAUACCAAACGUUAAAUAUGUAGAUAAAGAAAUAAUUAUUCCAAUAAUUACUGGAUAUACUCAUAAGUUUGUUCCUAAGUGGGAUAUACAUGAAGUACCAAGACCUGUGGUCAAAUAUAUAGGAGAACAAAAAAUUGUAGAAGUAGAAGUACCCGAAAUUAAAUAUAUAGAUAAAUUUGUUGAAAGAGAAGUUAUUGUCGAUACAGUUGAAAAAAGAGUUCCUAAAAUUAUUGAAGUACCAAAAUAUGUAGAUGAAGUUAAAUAUGUAUGGAAACCAAUAGAAAAAAUUGUAUAUGUACAGAAAUUAAUUCCAAAAUUUGAUGUAAACUUAGAAUGUCCACCACCUUUAAUAGUACCAUAUCCAGUACAAAGAAUUAAACAAAUUUCUCCUGUUAUGGUAAAAAAGAAUAAUACAGAAAUACCUGAUUAUAAUUAUUAUGAUUUAAAUUCACCGGAAGGUUCCUUACCAAUACCUGAACAAUAUAUACAUCAUUAUUCAAGAAAACAAAAAAUGAAUAAGGGCUUGCUUUCUACAUGUUGCGAUAAGAAAAUGGUGACAGAAGAAGAAAAAAACGUCGAAUUUGUUUCUGUACCAUUAACUAACGAGCAUGACAGUGUUUGUGUCGAUGAAGAAAUUAAAAAAAAUAUCAACAUGUCACAAGAAAAUAUAAAUAGACAAUUAAAUAAUAAUAUGGAUAAUUUUAUAUAUGACAGUGAUAUAAAAAAAAAUAAAGAUAAGAUGAAUUCAUCCGUAAAUGGAAAAGAACAACUAUAUAUAAAUUCAUAA
This is a messenger RNA of Plasmodium reichenowi, 1383 nucleotides long. RefSeq lists its product as hypothetical. The transcript has a single exon. The record is from RefSeq and is a predicted model, not a curated record. Bases 1 to 1383 code for a protein of 460 amino acids. NCBI's taxonomy places the organism in Eukaryota, Apicomplexa, Aconoidasida, Haemosporida, Plasmodiidae.